AUGCAGGAUAACAUUAAAUGGACACAAGUGGUACCUGGGACCAGCAAAGGAGCGCAAAUUAACAGCAUUGCUUACAGCCCGUGUGGUGAUUACAUUGUAGCGGCGUGUGGACUGCAUGUGCAGGUGUACGCAUCCUCUACCGGGACCCUCCUGUAUUCUCUUAAAGGCCAUGAGAACACUGUGUAUUGUGUGGAUUACAUGUCUGACGGUCAGCGUUUUCUCAGUGGCGGGGCGGAUAUGACGGUGAUCAUCUGGACCAAUAAGUUUGAGGGUGUCCUCAAGUUUCGACACAAGGCCUCGAUCCAAGCUUUGGUAGCGAACCCCACGAGCCCGAAGAUUGCAUCGAUCUCGUCCGUGGACUGGGCGGUGUGGGGACCAUCCAUGGGAAAGGUGGUGAAGCACCGGCUUCAGUCCAAAGGCUUAUGUGGGGCAUGGACGGCUGACGGACAGACGCUGGCAAUAGGAAUGAUAGAUGGGAGUAUCAUCACUGUCGGGAGUGAUGAAAUAGAAAAGGUGCUAAUUCGACGAAAGCAUCCUGUGUGGACUAUCAGGUUUAGCUCUUUACGAGAAAAUGGUGCCGAUGUUCUUGCUGUUGGUUCUUGGGAUCAGAGCCUGUCAUUUUACAACCUGAAUGGUACGCUUGUUGGCAAGGAGCACGACCUUGGGUUUGAACCCUGCUGUAUCUCUUUUUACGAUAACGGGGAGUACCUCAUACUGAGUGGUAGCGAUCACAAAGUUUCAUUGUACACUAAAGAUGGUAGCAACCUUUUAACCUUGACUAAUGCGGACAGCUGGGUGUGGUGCGUCCAACAACGGCCUAAAAGUAACCAAAUCUGUUGCGGCACGAACGACGGAACGAUUUUUUGUUUGGAGGUCUCCACAAGCCCCCUUCAAAGUAUCUACAUGGAUCAGUUUGUCUAUCGUGAGGGGAUGACCAAUGUCGUUGUGUACCAACCAUCCAUUGAUCGCAGGAUGGUUAUUCCAUGUAAUAAUUACGUAUACAAAAUUGCGACCUUUCGCGAUCGGCUGGCGGUGCAAUUUAAGGAUAGAAUUGUCAUUUUUGAGCCUUUUUAUGAUGAUGAAAGAAGUAUGCGGUACCAUGAUAUCGCACAGAUCCGUAGGAACCUGGACUGCAAGAUGCUCUGCGUUACGGGGCAUGCUGUUAUUCUGUGCAAGGAGUGUAGAAUAACUAUGUAUGAUUUCGAUGGCAACAAGCGCCGCGAAUGGGUGGUUGAUAGCGUGAUUAGCUUCAUUAAGGUAGAUGGUGGCCCAGAUCACCGUGAAGCGCUUCUCCUUGGUCUUGAAAAUGGUCAAGUGAUGAAAAUAUUUAUUGACAAUCCUUUCCCUACAACACUUAUUACGCUUGACGCACCGAUUCGACAGUUGGACCUGAGUAGCAACCGCAUGAAAAUUGCCGUUAUAGACACUAAUAGCCUGCUUCGAGUCUUUGACCUUGAAAAUAAGGGAGCUUUGCUUUUUUCAGAGCCCGACACGAAAACGGUGGCCUGGUGUAUGGAAAAUGAUAAUAUGAUCGCAUACACUACGGGAACUAACACUCUAAAUAUCAAAACCGACACACUUCCAGCUUAUCAACAGACAGUGCAGGGGUCCGUGGUGAGCUUCAAAGCGUAUCAGGUCUAUACUCUUGAAGGAAACAAUAUUAUGACCAUAGAUGUGCCGCAUGCCAACUCACUCUAUCGUUAUAUUGAAUCCAAAGACUUUGAUUCUGCCUAUCUAAUCGCACGCUUGGGGAUCACCGAGAGCGAUUGGAAGAUGCUUGGGUUGCAUGCUAUGUCUGCGCUUAAGCUUGAUAUCGCGCGAAAAGCUUUUACUUGCAUUCAUGAUACGAAGUUUGUUGAGCUACUGAACAACCUGGAAUUGUUUCGUCGACAACAAAAAGAAAUCGGUUCGGACUCUGGAAAGAAUGAGGUAGAUCAAAGAAAUGUUCUCCUAGGUGACGUGUUGGCCUUCCAGGGCAAAUUUAAGGAGGCCGCUCGACAAUAUGUAAAGGCUGGAUACGAAGAUCGUGCGAUUGAUAUGUUUUGUGAUAUGAAAAUGUGGGAAGAUGCACGGAAGGUUUGUAGCGAUGAUCGACAUCUGAAGGAUCUUAUCUGCCAGCAAGCACUCUGGGCUGAAGAAUCGAAAAACUAUGCGGAAGCCGCUUUUCUUUACGAGACUUCUGGUGACUAUAGCAAGGCCAUCCAUAUGUUGAGCCAAGCCAAAGACCUUGAUAAGCUUAUGAAGACCUGCCGCUCUCUUCCCAAGAGCGAGGUUGCCCUUAUUACGCAAUGUGCGGAAUGCUUCAAGAAGAAUGGAGCCAUUCCCUUCGCUAUCGAGGCGUACGAAAAGGUGGGUGAUAACCACUCUCUCAUCCGAAUCUAUGUCGAGACGGGAAAUUGGCAAAGAGCCUUUGCGGUUUUCGAGAAAUGCCCGCAGUACACUCGCGAGCUCUACGUCCCUUGGGCUAACUGGCUGGCGGAGAAUGACAAGUUUGAGGAGGCGCUUGAGGCCUUUCGCGCCGCGGAGUGGCCGAAGGAGACGGUGCGAAUGAUGGAGGUUUUGGCCUCCAACAGCGUCACCUGCCGCAAGUUCCGCGACGCCGCAUUUUACUAUAUUCACCUUGCCAACGAGUACGGGCAAUUUGAGGAUGACGAUCACCCAAGCGAGAUGCAUAUGGCCGCGCUUAUUAAACAGAGCAAUGAAUGCGUCCGACGUGCCGAUAUGUAUUAUGUGUACGCGAACAUUUAUACCCACAUGGUGCAGCCAUUCCCAUACAACGAAAUUCGCCUUUAUCGAAUGUCGCGUUAUCUGCUUGCGAUGGCAAGUGAGGGGGUGAUCCCGAUGAACAUUGGGAAGGCGGAGAUCCUGUGCACGUUGGCGCGCACGGCAUGCCGUCUGGACAUGGUGCGCACCGCUCGCGCGGUGUUUGAGAAGCUGCAUUCUGUAAUACUCGCUCCACCCAUAUUAGAGCAGGUGAGCAUCGAAACCCUUCUGGCGCGUUGUAAACGGUACGCGGAUCGGGAUGAACUUCUCGAUACGUGUUAUCGUUGUAAACAUGUCGUGCCGCAGCUGACGGAUCCUGGUGAUCGCUGCCCGAACUGCUAUCACCCUUUUGUUCGUUCAUUUGUUAACUUUGAGGUAUUACCACUCGUGGAGUUUACCCUCUCGAAUGAUUUGACGGAUAACAUAGCGGAGAAGUUGAUUCGCGCUGAUCUUGGUGCCGGCACUUUUAACCUAGGUGGUAAAUCGGACGGGGACUCUCAGGACCAGUGGAAUAGAGCCACUCUCAAUGAAGAUGCCAAUCCUGUUCAAUCGGGUAAGGAAUGGAGUGAGGGUACCGGCGUCAACGUCAUUAAUUUUGAGAGCGAAAACAUAGAUUAUGAAAUCGAUAAUCAGUUGAUAGCAAUGGGGAAAUCCAAAGCAGCGGCCAACAAAGGGGAUGAUCCCUUUUUCACGCAACUGCAGUAUGUGAUGCGUUCUAAUCGUGUGAAAGGUGAAUAUCAGCCUUUUGUCGCUAACGCAAGUCUCAUCAAAUCGUUGAAGCGUGAAGGAAUUUUUAUUAUGAACCCUCGCUACGGGGUCUUGCCCGUGCCGAAUCGCUACUAUCGAUUAGUCGAGUCUAACAGAUCUAUUAAACUGUGUAAGGGUUGUCAACACUUCUUUAUUGCACGGGAUUAUGAAUAUCAAUGUAUGAAGGGCUCUGGCUGCCCGCUCUGUCGCUACAACCCCGCAAAGCAAAUCGGUCCUUCUCUCAGGGAGGGGAUGAUGGAAUUCGAAGAAAUCAUGCGGUAA
Molecule: messenger RNA, 3792 nt
Organism: Phytomonas sp. Hart1
Lineage: Eukaryota; Euglenozoa; Kinetoplastea; Trypanosomatida; Trypanosomatidae
Source: the annotation of a GenBank genome assembly